AUGGGAAAAGAAAGGAUGGGAAUGGAAGGAGAAGAAAAGAGUAAGAUAAUGAUAAUUGGGGCAACUGGUUAUCUUGGAAAUUACAUGGUGAGGGCUAGCCUUUCCAUGGGCCAUCCUACCUUUGCCUACGUCCGCCCACUUCCUCCACCGCCUUCACCACCACCACCACCACCACCACCACCAUCAAGUCAUUCCUCUCAUGCUCUACCUAAUUCCAAUAAUAAGCUCCUCCUCCUUCAGGAAUUUCGGUCCAUGGGAGUCACCAUUAUUUACGGGGAAUUGGAGGAACAUGCGAAGCUGGUUUCGGCACUUAGACUCGUAGAUGUGGUGGUAUCAACGCUUCCAGUCCCUCUCCACCUUCAACAACUCAACAUCAUCACUGCCAUUAAAGAGGCUGGCACGAUAAAGAGAUUUGUACCGUCAGAAUUUGGAAAUGAAGUGGACAGAGUUAGAGGGUUGCCGGCGUUCCAGGAGCUGUUGGAUAAUAAGAAGAAGAUAAGAAGGGCAACAGAGGAGGCAGAAAUCCCGUACACUUAUGUCUCUGCCAACUCCUUUGCUGCCUAUUUUGUUGAUUAUUUGCUCCAUCCUCGUCAAACUUCUCACCAUCUCACCGUCUAUGGCUCUGGCCAAGCUAAGGGUGUGGUUUCGUGA
Thlaspi arvense is the source of this 651-nucleotide messenger RNA. The record is from the annotation of a GenBank genome assembly. Lineage: Eukaryota; Viridiplantae; Streptophyta; Magnoliopsida; Brassicales; Brassicaceae.